AUGAGCCCCGCGGGCGUGGGCCUCCGAGCCGCCGUGCUCUGCCUCCUGGCCUGGGCCGGCCUGCUGGCCGCCGACCGGCUGUACAUCCACCCCUUCCACAUGCUGGUCUACAACCAGAGCGUCUGCGAGCAGCUGGAGAGGCCCAGCGAGGUGCCGACCCCGGACCCCACCUUCACGGCGGUGCCCAUCCAGGCCAAGACGGCCCCCGUGGACGAGGAGGCGCUGCAGGAGCGGCUGGUGGCCGCCGCCCGGGGGCUGCAGGGCGAUGACAAGGCGCGGGUGGCCAUGGUGGGCAUGCUGCUCAACUUCCUGGGCCUCCGCCUGUACCGGACGCUGGCCGAGACCCAGGCCCCAGAGGCCGCCGCCCUGCUCUCCCCGACCGCCCUCUUCGGCACCCUCACCGCCUUCUACCUGGGGGCCCAGCACCCCACGGCCGGCCGGCUGCAGGCCUUCCUGGGGGUCCCCGGGGAGAACCAGGGCUGCACCUCCCGGCUGGACGGCCACAAGGUGCUGUCCGCGCUGCAGGCCAUCCAGGGCCUCCUGGUGCUGCAGGGCGGGGCGGCCGGCCAGGCCCGCCUGCGGGCGGCCACGGUGCUGGGCCUGUUCACGGCGCCCGGCCUGCGCCUCAAGCAGCCCUUCGUGGGCGGCCUGGCCCCCUUCGCCCCCGUGACCCUUCCGCGCUCCCUCGACCUGGCCGCCGACCCCCGGCUGGCUGCCGAGAGGAUCAACAGGUUCAUGCAGGCCGUGACCGGCUGGAAGGCGGGCAGCCCGCUGCGGGAGGUCAGCCCGGACAGCAACCUGGUCUUCAGCGCCCUCGUCCGCUUCCAAGGUCGGAUGAAGGGCUUCUCGCUGCUGCCGGGACCACGGGAGUUCCGUGUGGACAACGCCACGUCCGUGGCCGUGCCCAUGCUGACGGGCACGGGCAGCUUCCCGCACUGGAGCGACGCCCGCCGCAACCUCUCGCUGACCCGCGUGCCGCUCAGCGCCAACGUGGGGCUGCUGCUGGUGCAGCCGCACGACCCCGCGGCCCUGGCCGAGGCCGAGGCCCUCACCUUCCAGCACGGCCUGCUGACCUGGACCAAGCACCUGGCUCCCCGGGCCGUCCGGCUGACGCUGCCCCAGCUGGCGCUGCGAGGCUCCUACGACCUGCAGGACCUGCUGGCCCAGGCCAAGCUGUCCACCCUGCUGGGCGCCGAGGCCAGCCUGGGCGGGAUCAGCGAGGACCAGCUCCGCGUCGGACAGGUGCUGAACAGCGUUCUGUUUGAGCUCAAAGCGGACAAGGGGGAGCAGCCCACGGGGUCAGCCCAUCCUCCCACGGAGUCCGCCGAGGUCCUGGAGGUGACGCUGGACCGGCCCUUCCUGUUCGCCGUCUACGAUCGGGACUCCACCGCCCUGCACUUCCUGGGCCGCGUGACCAACCCGCAGAGCGCGGCGUGA
Molecule: messenger RNA, 1437 nt
Organism: Pipistrellus nathusii (Nathusius's pipistrelle)
Lineage: Eukaryota; Metazoa; Chordata; Mammalia; Chiroptera; Vespertilionidae
Source: the annotation of a GenBank genome assembly